Pectinophora gossypiella (pink bollworm) is the source of this 783-nucleotide messenger RNA. RefSeq lists its product as uncharacterized. The record is from RefSeq and is a predicted model, not a curated record. The transcript has 2 exons. The coding region runs from base 61 to 783 and encodes 240 amino acids. NCBI's taxonomy places the organism in Eukaryota, Metazoa, Arthropoda, Insecta, Lepidoptera, Gelechiidae.
AUACAUAUAUUACAUUAAUUUAUUAGCCAAUAGUGUUAGGAAUGCGAAUAACAUCACGCUAUGUGCGAUAAGGGGGUGAAUAUAGGGCGCCGGGUCAAUGGAGCUGGCACAUUCGUAAACAUGCACGCAUUUGUGAUCUUUGGAGUUUUCGCUUUGGCUCAGCAAGCCUACUCAUCAUGCUUAUCAGGGCUGCUGCCGCCGCCGCCUCCUGCAGCGCCCUUGCUACUCCCAGCGCCACCUGCACCCUGCACUUCUCCACUUGCACCCUUAACUCCAGCGCUGGUCAACUCUUUGUCUGCGUCCCUCGGAGCCACUCUACCACCUUUACUGCAGUCCGCUUUACCUCCAGUUUUAACGUCCGCUUUAGCAGCUGCCGCGCCAUUGUUGGCGCCGUGUGAAUUACCUUUGCCGCCAUCUUGUUUACCCGCUCCCGCGCCUGCGCCGUUGAUCCUUCCCGGCACACCUUUAGCAUUACCCCCAGCUCCGUGUGCCCCUGCGCCGUGUGCCCCCGCGCCGUGUGCCCCUGCGCCUUGUGCCCCCGCGCCGUGUGCCCUUCCACCGUUAGCCUUACCCUAUGCCUCCGCCCCGUUAGCCUUACCCCCAGCGUGUGCCCCCGCGCCGUGUGCCCCAGCGCCGUGUGCCCUUCCACCGUUACCCUUACCCCCAGCGUGUGCGCCCGCUCCGCUUAUGCUCCCCGCUACUCCCCUCCCGUACGCGUUACCCCCGCCCGCGCCCCUAUCUUGCGCCGCGCCUACCUGCAUUCCCGCUACUAUCUGUUUCUAA